AUGAACCCUCUGCAGAUUUCGGCGGCGAGGCUCCUGGCCGCUCGCCAGGAUGACGGCGGUGCCGCCGCGGAAGAGGCUACCAACGCUUGCGGUGCCGCGGCCAUCGACGUGAGCAACAUGCCCCUGCGCAUCGCCUCCAUCUUCAUCAUCCUCGUCGCCUCGCUCCUCGGUGGCUUCCUGCCCAUCUUCCUGGCCCGCACCAGCAGGAUGCACGUCCCUAAGAUGACCUUCUUCAUCUUCAAGUACGUUGGUACCGGUGUCAUCAUCGCCACCGCCUGGAUGCAUCUCCUCGCUCCCGGUGUCGAAGCCCUGCACAAUGAGUGUCUGGCGCCUAGGCUCGGCGAGUACGACUGGGCUUUCGCCAUCGGCCUGAUGACCGUCAUGGUCAUGUUCCUGAUCGAGAUGGUCGCCUCCAACGUGAGCUCCGGAGCCUUCUCCCACAGCCACUCCGGACACGAAAUGAACGGCACCGAUGUCCCUAUUAAGGUCAAGGACCAGGGUGCCGACCAGACGAGCGCGAGCGAGGUCUGCCCGCACGACAACGGCGAUGCUGAGCGGGGCGCCGGCUUCGUCGACCCCAGAAAGGUGCCCGGACUUCCGGACGACGUCAGCUACCCUCCCGGCGGACGCGACCAUCUCGGCCACGCCCGCGACCACGUCGAGGGAGACAGCCACACCGGUCUCGCCGGCCAGCUGACGGCCAUCUUCAUCCUCGAGUUCGGUGUCGUGUUCCACUCCAUCUUCAUCGGUCUUGUCCUCGCCACCAGCGACGAGCUCGUCGUUCUCCUCAUCGUCCUCACCUUCCACCAGUUCUUCGAGGGCCUCGGUCUCGGCUCCCGUCUCGCCGUCGCCCACUGGCCUGCUCACGGAAAAUGGUGGCCGCACAUCCUCGCCUGCAUCUACGGUCUCUCAACCCCCGUCGCCAUCGCCAUCGGCCUUGCCGCGAGACCCAGCAGCGCGGAGACUCAGACCCUUGUCAACGGAAUCUUCGACUCUAUCAGCGCCGGUAUCCUCAUGUACACCGGUCUGGUUGAGCUGCUGGCGCACGAGUUCAUGUUCAACCCUCAGAUGCGCAAUUCCCCGCUCAAGAUCCAGCUGUUCGCCUUCGGCUGCGUUGCCCUGGGUGCCGGUGUGAUGGCCGUCCUGGCCAACUGGGCAUAG
Messenger RNA from Colletotrichum karsti, 1161 nucleotides. RefSeq names its product plasma membrane low affinity zinc ion. Bases 1 to 1161 code for a protein of 386 amino acids. Lineage: Eukaryota; Fungi; Ascomycota; Sordariomycetes; Glomerellales; Glomerellaceae. The transcript has a single exon. Gene Ontology annotation, molecular function: low-affinity zinc ion transmembrane transporter activity. Gene Ontology annotation, biological process: zinc ion import across plasma membrane. Gene Ontology annotation, cellular component: plasma membrane. The record is from RefSeq and is a predicted model, not a curated record.